AUGGCCGCCGCACUGGCGCCGCAGCAGCUGGGGCCGCGGCAGGGCGCUAGCUGCCGCUGGCGGCAGCGACCGUCGCGGCCACCCUCACCUCUACUACCACACCCCCGCCUAUCCAGCCAGCCAGGCCGGCCGGGCUGCCGCGCACAGCUGCAGCCCAACCCCGCGGUGCCUGGCGGCAAUGCGGCAAGCGCGGCGGGGGCCUCGGCGGCCGGCGUGACCGCCGCGCCGCCCGCGCCACCGCCGCCCGCACCGCCGCUUGACGCCGUGCUCGCCCGCGGCGGUGGGGACGGCGGCAGCGGCCCGGCGCCGCCGCAGCAGCCCGACGAGCCUGAGCUGGCGCUGAUACUGGUUGCCUGCGGCGUGGGGCUGGCCACGGGGGCAUGCAUCGUCGGCUUCAACUGGGCUGUGCACUGGAUCCACGAUGUGGUGUGGCAGGAGCAAGAGCUGCUGACCAGCAACGCGGCGGCACGCCUGCGGGAGAUCACAGAGACCGACCUGUGGCCCAAGGUGGUGUUCCCGCCGCUGCUGGGAGGGCUGGCGGUGGGCUCCCUGGGCUGGCUCAUCGGCGGGUAUGACGACGCGCCCAAGCCUAAGCUAGCGGGCGCCGCCGGCGGCGGCGAGCGCGGCGCGGCAGCCGGAGCAUCGGGCAGCCAGCAGCAGCAGCAGCAGCAGGGCGCGGCGGGCGGCGUGGCGGGCGAGGGCGCCGGCGCCGGCGCCAGCACCAGCGCUGCCUGGGCGCAUCGGAGGGUGCAGGCGGGGGCAGUGGUGCGCCCUGUGUCGCGAGCCAUGGCAGCAGCCAUGACGCUCGGAUCGGGCGCCUCACUCGGACCCGAGGGACCCAGCGUGGACAUUGGAAAGUCUGUGGCAGCGGGGCUGGGCUCCUCGCUGCGCAGCCGCCAGCGCCACCUCACCUCGCUCAUCGCCGCCGGCAGCGGUGCAGGCGUGGCAGCAGGUUUCAACGCCCCCAUAGCAGGCGUCUUCUUCGCGGUGGAGACCGUGCUGCAGCGCCAGAAGCUGCCGCGCAUCGGCAUCGGCGGCGAGGCGGCGCAGGCGCAGGCCGCGGCGGCGCAGCAGCAGCAGCAGGCCUCGGGCCUCACCAUCGCCAUGGUGCUGCUGGCCUCGGUGCUGGCGGCCAUCGUGUCGCAGGCGGGCCUCGGUUCCUCUCCCGCCUUCCGCGUGCCAGAGUACAGGCAAGCAGCUGCCGAUGGUCGCCUUGCGCUGGCUGCCUUUUGCCGCGAGCUGAGCGGUGCGUACCCCGCGUACCGCCGGCACCCCUGCCUCGCAUGCCCUCACACGCCCAACGGCCCGCACAGAGCCCCGAGGCACACCGCUCACUCACAAACCCCGGCACACAAGCACAGGCACACGUGUUACCCCCCCCUCCCCUGCUCACACACACACACCACCUGGCGCCACUCCCCUGCAGAGGCCUUUGACGAGCUUCGGGAGCAGAACUCCUUUGAGGCGGCGCUGACCCCCGCCAUGGGCGGCCUGACCACAGGCCUGCUGGCACUGGGGUACCCCGAGAUCCUGUACCAGGGCUUUGACAACGUCAACAACAUCCUCUCCUCCAACGGCUCCUACGCCCCGGGCCUCCUCAUCCAGAUCGUCGUCAUGAAGGUCAUCGCAACCGCCAUCUGCCGCGGCUCCGGCCUGCAGGGCGGCCUGUACGCUCCCUCCAUCUUCAUCGGAGCUGCCUUGGGCACUGCGUUUGGCCUGCUGGCCCACGCUGUGGGCGACCCCAUCGGCCUGCCGCUGUCGGCGCCGCAGGCGUAUGCCCUCGUCGGCGUGGCCGCGCUGCUGGCCUCCAACUGCCAGGUGCCGCUCACCUCGGUGCUGCUGCUGUUUGAGCUCACCCGGGACUACCUCAUCAUCCUCCCCACCCUGGCAGCUGUGGGCAUCAGCUUCUGGGUCUCCUCCCUGGUGGCGCCGAGCGUGAAGAAUGCGGCGGCGGCGCGCCGCAUGACCGCCGCCGCCGCCGCCUCGGCCGCCGUGGCCACCACCCAGCUCAACGCGGCGGCCACCGAGGCAGUGCUGGUGGGCAGCCUGAAAGACAAGCUCGGGGCGUUGCCUGCGGCGUCCUCGCCUGCUGCUGCGGCGGCGGCGGCAGCGGCGGCGGCCUCCACGCCCCCACUGCCAGGGCAGUCUAGCGGCGGCGGCGACGGUACUGCUACGGUCACCCUCCAGCCGGGGGAGCUUCCGGGGCAUGCUGAGCUGGCAGCUGCGGCGGCACUGAGCGGUACCACCCUGUCAGUGGGCUCGGCGCUGGAGCGCAGCUGCCUGCUGGUGGAGGCACACAUGCCGGUACCGCGGGCGCUGGAGCUUAUGGAAGCUGACGGGCAGCACGUGGCUGUGGUACUGGGCGAGGACGGCGGCGUGCUGGGCCUGGUGACACGGGAGAUACUGGAGCAGUGCGUGGAAGCUGCCGAGGACGCGCUUUCCUCUGCCGACAUCAGCGGCACCGACAGCGACGGCGGCGGCGGCCCCGGCGGCGGCCCCGGCGGCAGGCGCAGCCGCAGGAGGGGCGGCGGCGUGGCCGCCGGCGCAGCGACAGAUGCUGGCACCGGCGCCGCGCCUGCCGGCUCGGCAGCCCUGAGCUCACGCGGAGAAGAAUGAACGGGGUGGUGCACGCCGCCACCCGGCUGGAUUGCAAUCUUGUGUGUACAUCACGCCUUGUGCCAGGGGCGCACCCUGCCCCGUCCCCUUUUCCCUCCCAUUCCUUCCCCAAAAUCAAUUCGUUCAUAUUGCUUCUCCCUGCAAUGCCUUUUGCCGGCCGGCGGCCCCCAGCGGCCGGCUGCGCGCAAGCCAUCACGGUCUUACUACUGUACCGUCCUCACUCUCACACGCUGCAUCCCAUCUAUGGCCAGACCCAACCAUGUGUCCGCCUGGGCAGCUGCCAUGCUGCCCAGCAGUAUUCUGUUGUGGUUUUAAUAGCAAAUGUC
Molecule: messenger RNA, 2942 nt
Organism: Chlorella variabilis
Lineage: Eukaryota; Viridiplantae; Chlorophyta; Trebouxiophyceae; Chlorellales; Chlorellaceae
Exons: 9
Coding region: 1-2616 (871 amino acids)
Biological process (GO): chloride transport; transmembrane transport
Cellular component (GO): membrane
Molecular function (GO): voltage-gated chloride channel activity
Source: RefSeq, a predicted model, not a curated record